CUCUUCCUCUCUCUCUCCACAGUGCCCCCCCCCCUCUCCUCCCCUGUUGUUCGCUUUACCCCUUCCUCCCCCUCCCUUCAUCGCGGUGCCAUGUCGAUGGACCUUUCUUCUUCGCGCCUCCUGCCGGUCGUUGCCGCAGCACUUGUUGGCUUGUCGGUGGGCCUGGUGAGCGCGUCGGCUCUGGUGGCGGCGCGUGCGCCUGCCGCGCCCGUGCCUGCGCCCGGCACCGCCACCACCAAGCCCACUUCCUGCGGUGACCUCGCGGCCGACGGGCCUGCCACCGAGGAUGACGAGGAGCUGAUCCGCGAGCAGCUGGCCCGGAAUUAUGCCUUCUACACGGAGGAGCAGAUGUCUCGCAUCCGUGCGGCCUUCGUGGUGGUGAUUGGUGUCGGCGGCGUGGGCAGUCACGCGGCCAUGAUGCUGGCGCGCAGCGGUGUGCAGCGCCUGCGCCUGGUGGACUUCGAUCAGGUAACCCUGUCCUCGCUGAACCGCCAUGCGGUGGCCGAGCGGGCGGACGUUGGCCAGGCCAAGGUGGCCGUGCUGAAGGCGCACCUGGGCCGGUCGGCCCCCUUCGUCCAGGUGGAGGCCGUGCAGCAGAUGUACACCCCGGAGUCCAUGGAUGAGAUCCUGUCCGGCGGGCCGUCCUUCGUGCUGGACUGCAUCGACAACACCUCGACCAAGGUGCACCUGCUGAAGUCCUGCCAUGAGCGGGGUAUCCCGGUGAUCAGUGGCAUGGGUGCCGGGGCCAAGGGCGACCCGAGCUCCAUCCAGGUGGCGGACAUCUCCCAGACGACGUAUGACCCGCUCAGCCGCACGACGCGGCGUCUCCUCCGCAAGGAGGGCAUCACCGAGGGCAUCCCGGUGGUCUUUUCCACGGAGAUCACCGACCGCAACCUCCUGCCGCUGGAUGAAAAGCUGAUGGCGCCGGAGGCCCCGGUAAGCCGGCUGUCGGCCAGCGAUGCGCCGGCCCCGGGCAGUGAGGUCAAGGCUGCCGCGCAGGAGUACCAGAUGAUCCCGGACUUCCGUGUGCGCAUCCUGCCGGUGUUGGGCACUCUGCCGGCGAUGUUCGGCAAUGCAAUGGCCACUUUCGUGCUGCAGUGUCUGUCUGGUGUGGCCCCCCCGCGACAGAUCGCCGUGCGUGGCCGGCAGGAGCUCAAUGAGAAGAUCCAUCAGAAGCUGAAGAUGCGCGACCGGAAUGUCUACAAUGAUGACCCCCGCCACAUGCCACUUGUCCACUCGGACACCGGGUACCUGGUGGAUGAGGUGUGGUGUUGCCGGUCGGCGGUCAGCGGGUCGCCCGUCCGGCCGACGCUGGUCCGCUGGCGUCGGGAGCUCCGAAGCAGCGUGGACAACCUGGUGAUCAUGACCCAGGAGGAGGCGGACGCGCAUGAUCGAUACUUUGCGGAGGAUGCGCCGGCGGCCGAGGCAGCGGCCCUGGCGGCCGGGCAGUCGGUCCCCGAGGCGGCGGUGGCCCGUUUCGGUGGCCUCUACUCCGAGGAGGUGAUUCGCCGGGUGGAGCGCCGUUUGGCCGAGGAGCGUCUGAUCUCCGAGUUGCGCGUGUAACGCGGGCGAGCUGCAUGUCUGCACGGUCCCCUGUCUUUUUUCAAACAAGUGUUUUUCCCCGCCCGGUUCUUCGUUUGCCAGUCGUCCCUUUCUUCUUCAUCUUCGUUAUCAUCAUCUCC
This is a messenger RNA of Fonticula alba, 1682 nucleotides long. RefSeq lists its product as hypothetical. The transcript has 4 exons. Gene Ontology annotation, cellular component: mitochondrial outer membrane. Bases 91 to 1563 code for a protein of 490 amino acids. The record is from RefSeq and is a predicted model, not a curated record. Gene Ontology annotation, molecular function: ubiquitin-like modifier activating enzyme activity; tRNA threonylcarbamoyladenosine dehydratase activity. Lineage: Eukaryota; Rotosphaerida; Fonticulaceae. Gene Ontology annotation, biological process: cyclic threonylcarbamoyladenosine biosynthetic process.